GGCGGCCAUUUGCUGAGCAUGGGCGUUCCUCCCGCUGCUCUAUACUGGGCUAGUCUAGGUCUCCGAGCACUGCCCUGAUAUCUAUACAUGUAAUGAUUCUUCCAAUACGUAUUAUAGUUACAAAUGUGAGGUAACUGCGUCACAUAUAACCCGGGAGAAGAGAAGAUGUGAGGAGAGAAGAUGCGAGGAGAUAAGAUGUGAGGAGAGAAGAUGAUGGAUUUAAAAUUUUCAGAAGUCAGAUCUUCUUCUUUCCAAAAGGAAGAAAUUCUUGGGAAUGAUCCUGGAUUCAAGCAGCCAGACAACAUUUCUACCUCAGAACAAGGUCUCUGCGUUUCUCCUAAAGGUGUGAGUUUUACAUUGCCCACACCUGUUACUUGCCCCAGGGGACAAGGGAACAACUACUCUUCAUAUUCAAAUUACGGAGACCAAGAUUUCCACUCUGUAGGAAAAUCACACAACGUCUUUACUGAUGGAUGCUGUGUUCGCAAUGGGAAAUCUGGAGCAAAAGGUGGAGUGGGUGUCUACUGGGGCCCCGGUAAUCCUCUAAAUGUAUCUGAAAGACUGGAAGGAAGACCAACUAAUCAAAGGGCAGAAAUUGAGGCAGCCCGCCGAGCAGUAGAACAAGCCCGUGAAAACAACUAUGGAAGCGUAACUAUUCACACUGACAGCAAAUACACGAUCAAAGGUAUGACAGAGUGGAUGCCGAAAUGGAAAGAAAAUGGCUUUAAAACUUACAGUGGUGGAGAUGUGGUGCAUAAGGCGGAAUUUCAGAAUCUUGAUAGUCUUUGCCAAGGCCUCGACGUGACUUGGAGACAUGUGCCAGGACACAGUGGCAAUCCAGGAAAUGAAAUGGCUGACCAGCUGGCAAGAAGUGGAGCAAGAAAAUAAGGAGCAUUACCUCUUGUCCAUUACAAAAGUUUAACUUUUGCUGGUAUUAUAUAAUCAUCCAUAACAAAGGGCAACCAACAAAAGUGUAUUAAUAAUUCAUGUUACAGACAUGCAUCGCUUUAUGUUGGCAUGCUUUUGAAGUAUUUGCAUGUAUACUUACAGUGUUAGUGAAGAUGGGCCAGCUUGAAUCGAGUUUGAUGUUAUGCUUUUUAUUACAUUCAUUUUUAUUAAACAUUAAAGCUCAAUGUACACAUGA
Messenger RNA from Hyla sarda, 1144 nucleotides. Its product is annotated as ribonuclease H1-like. NCBI's taxonomy places the organism in Eukaryota, Metazoa, Chordata, Amphibia, Anura, Hylidae. The coding region runs from base 211 to 888 and encodes 225 amino acids. Gene Ontology annotation, molecular function: RNA-DNA hybrid ribonuclease activity; nucleic acid binding. The record is from RefSeq and is a predicted model, not a curated record. The transcript has 9 exons. Gene Ontology annotation, biological process: DNA replication, removal of RNA primer.